UAGAAGAUACCUACUCCAUUCAACAAGAGGAACUAUUCCUGGACUACAGAACUGAAAGGAAGAAUAUGAAUGGAUUUUGAACCACAGUUUCUAAAGAGUUUGAGAAUACUGGGGAAAUAAUUUGUUCUCCUACACAACAUAUACAGGUAAAGGUUGUUUCUGAUGCAGCUGAGAAAAAUGCAGACCAUCAAAAAAGAGCAGGCAUUGCUUGAAACUAGUAGCAGUGUAGACAAGAUGUUGGUACUUAAUUCUGCUUUAACUGAAGUAUCAGAAGACUUGACAACAGGAGAAGACCUUCUAUUAAAUGAAGGAAGUGUGGGGAAAAACAAAUCUUCAGCAUGCCGUAGAAAGCGGGAGUUCAUUCCUGAUGAAAAGAAAGAUGCCAUGUAUUGGGAAAAAAGGCGGAAAAAUAAUGAAGCUGCCAAAAGAUCUCGUGAGAAACGUCGACUGAAUGACCUGGUUUUAGAAAACAAACUAAUUGCACUGGGAGAAGAAAACGCCACUUUAAAAGCUGAACUGCUUUCACUGAAAUUAAAGUUUGGUUUAAUUAGCUCCACAGCAUAUGCUCAAGAGAUUCAGAAACUUAGUAAUUCUACAGCUGUGUACUUUCAAGACUACCCAACUUCCAAAUCUAAUGUUAGCUCUUUUGUGGAUGAGCAUGAACCCUCCAUGGUGGCAAGUAGCUGUAUUUCUGUCAUUAAGCACUCUCCACAGAGCUCUCUGUCUGAUGUUUCAGAGCUGUCCUCGGUAGAACAUACUCAAGAGAGUCCUGUUCAGAAUAGUUGCAGAAGUCCUGAAAACAAAUUCCAAAUCAUAAAACAAGAGCCAAUGGAACUAGAGAACUAUACAAGAGAGCCAAGAGAUGACAGAGGCUCCUAUACAGCAUCCAUCUAUCAAAACUAUAUAGGAAAUUCUUUUUCUGGAUACUCACACUCUCCUCCUCUGUUGCAAGUCAAUCACUCCUCCAGUAACUCUCCAAGAACUUCGGAGACUGAUGAUGGGGUGGUUGGAAAGUCAUCCGAUGGAGAAGAUGAACAGCAGGUUCCCAAGGGCCCAAUCCAUUCUCCCGUUGAACUUAAAUGUGGACAUGCAACAGUGGUGAAAGUUCCAGAAGUGAAUUCCUCUGCAUUGCCACACAAGCUUCGAAUCAAAGCCAAAGCUAUGCAGAUAAAAGUAGAAGCAUUAGACAGUGAAUUUGAUGCCACGCAAAAACUGUCCUCACCUAUUGACAUGACAUCAAAAAGACAUUUUGAACUUGAAAAGCAUAAUACUCCAAAUAUGGUACAUUCUGCUCUUACUCCUUUCUCAGUGCAAGUGACUAACAUCCAAGAUUGGUCUCUUAAAUCAGAACACUGGCAUCAAAAAGAACUUAGUGGCAAGACCCAAAAUAGUUUCAAAUCUGGAGUGGUUGAAAUUAAAGACGGUGUCUACAAAGUUUCUGACCCAGAGAAUUUGUAUUUGAAGCAGGGGAUAGCAAACUUAUCUGCAGAGGUUGCUUCACUUAAGAGGUUUAUAACUACACAACAGAUAUCUGCUUCAGACUCUGGGUAACCUACUACUGAAUGAUAUCUGGCUGUUUAGGAAGUUAUCAUUUGUAAUAGAUGAAUAUGUUUUGUAUUAUGCUGAAUUUUCACUGGACUUGUGAUGUCAUUUCACUGUAAUGUUCACCUGUUGUCUGUCUGGUGUCUUUUUGUGCACAAACUAUUAUGAAGAUUAGAUUGUGUUAUCACUAUGCCUUGUGUAUAGUCAAAUAGUCCAUGCAAAGACUGUGUAUAUUGAACAUUAUUUUUGUUGUUCUAUAAAAUGUGCAAGUUACCAGUUUCAAUAAAGGAUUGGUGACAACACAGAA
Orycteropus afer afer is the source of this 1849-nucleotide messenger RNA. RefSeq names its product nuclear factor, interleukin 3 regulated (gene NFIL3). Gene Ontology annotation, biological process: circadian rhythm; immune response; regulation of DNA-templated transcription. The record is from RefSeq and is a predicted model, not a curated record. Gene Ontology annotation, molecular function: DNA binding; DNA-binding transcription factor activity. NCBI's taxonomy places the organism in Eukaryota, Metazoa, Chordata, Mammalia, Tubulidentata, Orycteropodidae. Gene Ontology annotation, cellular component: nucleus.